Zerene cesonia (dogface butterfly) is the source of this 1189-nucleotide messenger RNA. RefSeq names its product WD repeat-containing protein 61-like. Gene Ontology annotation, molecular function: protein binding. Bases 187 to 1140 code for a protein of 317 amino acids. Gene Ontology annotation, cellular component: Cdc73/Paf1 complex. The record is from RefSeq and is a predicted model, not a curated record. The transcript has 7 exons. Lineage: Eukaryota; Metazoa; Arthropoda; Insecta; Lepidoptera; Pieridae.
GUGUUUAUUGAUUUUUUGAAGUAAGUGGCUAGGGUGCAUGCUGAUCAAUACAUCUAUUUAAAAAAGAAUUGUUCCCUCAACUGGGACUUAUAUUCUAAAUGUAAGAACCUAAAGUAGAGAUUCAUAUUCAAUUUCGUAUUAUAGGGAGAUCUUACGAAGUAAUCUAAAUAUAGCAAAGGCAUCAAUAUGCCGGCUGAAUCAUUGUACUCCCUUUAUUGUAAAAAAGAGAACGCACAUGAAGAUCCUAUUUACUGCGUUGUAUGGACAACAAUAAAACCAACUGGUGGAUCAAAUGCACCACCCCAAGAUUAUAUAGUAUCUGGAGGACUUGAUGGACAUCUAAAGGUGUGGAAAUUGAAUGAUAAAAAGUUUGAACUGUUUCAUUCACUGGGUGACCAUGUAUUAGCUAUCAUAUCCAUAGCAAUUAGCCCAGAUGGACAUACAAUUGCAACAACCUCUCUUGACUCCCAUCUAAUAUUAUGGGAUACAAUACCUGGCAAGAAGAUACGUGAUGUAACAAAUGGAGGGCCAGACACAUGGAAGGUGAAAUUUUCCCCCGAUGGAAAUAAUAUAGUGGCCAGUGGACAUACUGGAAAAUUGGCUGUUUACAAUAUUGAGCAAAAUAGAGUUAUUCAAUAUCUUGAUACAAGAGAGAAGUUUGCUGUGUGUGUCGCUUGGAGUAAUGACAGUAAGCAUAUAGCCAGUGGCUCAAUAAAUGGUAAAGCUUCCAUCUUCAACGUAGCUCAAGGCAAGCUAAUGCAUUGUCUGGAUUUACAUACACAUACAGUCACAUGCGUUGAUUUCUCACCAAACUCUAAAUUACUUGUGACUGGAUCUAAAGAUGGUUGUUUGAAGCUAUUUGAUGUGGAAAGCGGCAAUAAUUUAUACAGUAAUUACAUGCAACAUUGGGUUCUUAAUGUUGGUUUUUCCCCGGAUGGAACACGAAUAGUCUCUGGCAACUCUGGUGGUCAGGUUGUGGUAACAACUGUGGAGGGACUGAAGCGUAUAUACAGUUUUCAGGAGCAUUCCAGUAUGGUUUUCGGAGUGCAAUUCAACCCAAAAGGAAACAAAGUUGUUUCGAUAGCGAAGGAUCAAAAUAUAUGUUUGUAUGAAUGUCCUAUACCAAAGUCUGAAGAUUAAGUAAAUUGAUGUAUAUUAUAUUUAUCAAUAAAGUAUAUUUAAAUGUUGA